AGAGCUGGCGUCGGCGUUGGCAUCCCCACUUACGGGGUUGGUGCUGGGGGCUUCCCUGGCUAUGGUGUCGGAGCUGGGGCAGGAGGUGUUCCUGGUGCUGGCCUGACCCCUGCAGCCCAGGCAGCCGCUGCUGCAAAAGCCGCCAAGUAUGGUGCUGGAGGAGCAGGGGUCCUGGGCAGGCUGGUGCCUGGGGCUGCAGGCGUCCUCCCAGGUGUGCCCGGGGCCGCAGGUGUCCUCCCAGGUGUGCCCGGGGCCGCAGGCGUCCUCCCAGGUGUGCCCGGCACUGGGGGGGUCCCAGGAGCAGGGACCCCGGCGGCGGCAGCAGCAGCAGCAGCAGCAAAAGCAGCCGCCAAAGCUGCCCAAUAUGGCGUGGGCCCUGGCGGUGUUGGCGUGGGCCCUGGCGGUGUUGGCGUGGGCCCUGGCGCUGGUGCUGGAGUACCUGGGUUUGGAGCUGGUGCUGGAGUACCUGGGUUUGGAGCUGGUGCUGGAGUACCUGGGUUUGGAGCUGGUGCAGUGCCUGGAUCCCUGGCUGCAGCCAAAGCAGCUAAAUAUGCAAGAGGAGCCGGGGCCCUGGGUGGAGCCGGAGCCGGAGCCGGGGCCCUGGGAGGAGCAGGUGUCCCAGGGGGAGUGGCAGGAGCUGGACCUGCUGCCUCCGCGAUCGCUGCCAAAGCCGCCAAGUAUGGUCUCGGGGGAGCCGGGACGCUUGGGGCCGUCGGAGGAAUUGGGGCUGGAGGAAUUGGGGCUGGAGGAAUUGGGGCUGGAGGUGUGUCCCCAGCUGCAGCAGCAAAAGCAGCCAAAUACGGUGCUGCUGGCCUUGGGGGUGUCCUGGGAGCGGCCAGGCCUCUCUCAGUUGGUGGUGGUGCAGCCGGGGGUCUGGGAGUUGGUGGAAAACCUCCCAAGCCCUAUGGAGGGGCUCUGGGAGCUCUGGGAUACCAAGGUGGCGGUAACGAGCUGUAGCCGGCUCCUGCAGGAGGUGCCCCCUGGCUGUGGAUUCGCCACUUCUAGGCUGUAUGCCACUCUCCCAGUGGCCACCGCACCCAUGCCACGGGAACUUCGUGCAGCUAAACCUCUGUCCAGCUGUGCCCCUCCUGAACCUGGGCAACGCCAGCUCUGGGCUGGCUCACCUGUCCGGCACUCCUACACCUGGAACGCCCUGGCCAGCCUGGGAGUCCCCGCGUCCCGUCCGCCACCCCCGCCCCCUUCAGGCCGGCCGCAGCCCCAGAUUGCUCCCGACCCCACUCUCACCCCUGCAGGAAGUGAGUUGCCCGUGUGUGCGAGCUGUGGCCAGAGGAUCUAUGAUGGCCAGUACCUCCAGGCCCUGAACGCUGACUGGCAUGCAGAUUGCUUCAGGUGUGGUGAAUGCAGCGCCUCCCUGUCGCACCAGUACUACGAGAAGGAUGGACAGCUCUUCUGUAAGAAGGACUACUGGGCCCGCUACGGCGAGUCGUGCCACGGGUGCUCCGAGCACAUCACCAAGGGGCUGGUCAUGGUGGCUGGGGAGCUGAAGUACCACCCCGAGUGCUUCAUCUGCCUCACGUGCGGGACCUUCAUCGGCGACGGGGACACUUACACGCUGGUGGAACAUUCCAAGCUAUACUGCGGGCACUGCUACUACCAGACCGUGGUGACGCCCGUCAUUGAGCAGACCCUGCCGGACUCCCCUGGCUGCCAUCUGCCCCACACCGUCACCCUCGUCUCCAUCCCCGCCUCAGCCCAUGGCAAACGCGGCCUCUCGGUCUCCAUCGACCCCCCCCACGGCCUGCCGGGCUGCGGCACUGAGUAUUCACACACUGUCCGAGUCCAGGGAGUGGACCCGGGCUGCAUGAGCCCCGAUGUGAAGAAUUCCAUCCACAUUGGCGACCGGAUCCUGGAGAUCAAUGGCACCCCCAUCCGGAAUGUCCCCCUGGACGAGAUUGACCUGCUGAUCCAGGAAACCAGCCGCUUGCUCCAGCUCACUCUAGAGCAUGACCCCCACGACACACUGGGCCACGGGCCAGGACCCGAGCCCAGCCCACUGGACUCCCCAGCACCCACUCCCAGCGGGGAGGCUGGCANNNGAGCAUGGUGUGUCCCCCCCAGGAGAAGCUGCAGCACCGACCGGUCCCCUGGCGCCGGCUCCCUGGGCUCGCCAGCCGGGCAGCGCAAGGACCUGGGCCGCUCCGAGUCCCUCCGCGUCGUCUGCCGGCCUCACCGCAUCUUCCGGCCGUCUGACCUCAUCCAUGGGGAAGUGCUAGGCAAAGGCUGCUUCGGCCAGGCCAUCAAGGUGACACACCGGGAGACGGGCGAGGUGAUGGUGAUGAAGGAGCUGAUCCGGUUUGACGAGGAGACCCAACGGACCUUCCUCAAAGAGGUGAAAGUCAUGCGCUGCCUGGAACACCCCAACGUACUCAAGUUUAUUGGGGUGCUCUACAAAGACAAGAGGCUCAACUUCAUCACCGAGUACAUCAAGGGGGGCACCCUGCGGGGCAUCAUCAAGAGCAUGGACAGCCAGUACCCCUGGAGUCAGAGGGUGAGCUUCGCCAAGGACAUCGCUUCAGGCAUGGCCUACCUCCACUCCGUGAACAUCAUCCACCGGGACCUGAACUCCCACAACUGCCUGGUGCGAGAGAACAAGAACGUGGUGGUGGCGGACUUCGGCUUGGCCCGGCUCAUGGUGGACGAGAAGACGCAGCCCGAGAACCUGAGGAGCCUCAAGAAGCCGGACCGAAAAAAGCGCUACACAGUGGUGGGCAACCCCUACUGGAUGGCACCCGAGAUGAUCAACGGCCGCAGCUAUGAUGAGAAGGUGGAUGUGUUUUCCUUUGGAAUCGUCCUGUGUGAGAUCAUCGGGCGCGUGAACGCCGACCCCGACUACCUGCCCCGCACCAUGGACUUCGGCCUCAACGUGCGAGGCUUCCUGGACCGCUACUGCCCCCCCAACUGCCCCCCGAGCUUCUUCCCCAUCGCCGUGCGCUGCUGUGACCUAGACCCUGAAAAGAGACCCUCCUUCGUGAAGCUGGAGCAGUGGCUGGAGACCCUGCGCAUGCACUUGGCCGGCCACCUGUCCCUGGGCACCCAGCUGGAGCAGCUGGACAGGGGCUUCUGGGAGACCUACCGCCGGGGCGAGAGUGGACUGCCUGCCCACCCCGAGGUCCCCGACUGAAGUCCCGGCCCAACCAUCCCAGUUGCCCCAUCUCCAGCCCCUGCAGCCAGGUUCCAGCUCUGCUGGAGGGGGCUUGGCCUGGUGCCUGCAGUGGAGGUCCAGCCCCCACCCCCCACCCCCACGCCGGCCCCCUGGCCUGCC
Molecule: messenger RNA, 3283 nt
Organism: Echinops telfairi (small Madagascar hedgehog)
Lineage: Eukaryota; Metazoa; Chordata; Mammalia; Afrosoricida; Tenrecidae
Gene: LIMK1
Product: LIM domain kinase 1
Exons: 31
Coding region: 149-3142 (997 amino acids)
Biological process (GO): actin cytoskeleton organization; positive regulation of stress fiber assembly; protein phosphorylation
Cellular component (GO): neuron projection; cytoplasm; nucleus
Molecular function (GO): protein binding; protein serine/threonine kinase activity; ATP binding
Source: RefSeq, a predicted model, not a curated record